ACGGACAAGCCAGUCGAAAGAAUCAUCAAUAAAGGAAAACAUUGGGAUUCAAUGUGUAUCUGAAAGCCAUUUCUGCUGAUAAUUAUCUGAAUGCUUGCUGUUGCAUAUUUUCAGUUCACUUCGUGAAAAUGUCGCCAUUGACAGCACUAAUAACGAUCCUGGUAGUAGCUACUCUCAUUCCCGUCAAUUUGAGUGCACCUCCUACGUCUGAGACUCCAGCAGACGAUGAAGAAUCUUCAGCAGGAACUAAUGACCAAGACAGUCAGCCAGGAUCAACAUCGCUGUCUACGGAAGUGUUGAGAUCAAACUCAACGCUACCAGUUGGAAGUGUCUUUCAAUCUCUCAGUGUGGUUGAGGAUCUCCUUGACGUAUUGCUGGCAUCCAUAGAAAAUGUAUUGACACCGUUAACACUGCCACUUUCCUUCCUGCUGAAGGGACUGCUCACACCAGUUAUUAUUCUCGUCAGGAUUCUCCUAUUGAUCGUGCAGGUUUUGCUCGAUUUCAUCGUUGGGGGAUUAGUCCAAUUUCUGAUUGCACCCCUUUUGAAGGUUCUUGGACUGGGAAUUCUUGUUCCAGUCCUUAAUGGCUUACUUGUCAUUGUCAAUCUUUUGCUGGACAGGGUUUCGUGUUUGCUGGGUCUGUUGUCCUAUUUUGAUUUCCUUUUCCCAGACUGCGGUAAUCACAGGUCACCGCUGCACAAUCCGGCAUUGGUUGACAAAAUUCUUGCCAUGUACGAUCAAGAUGUGUCCAGGAAGUAAUUUUCAACAGGAAAAUAUAUCAGUUUAUUCUUCAUGA
Messenger RNA from Fopius arisanus, 795 nucleotides. RefSeq lists its product as uncharacterized. NCBI's taxonomy places the organism in Eukaryota, Metazoa, Arthropoda, Insecta, Hymenoptera, Braconidae. The record is from RefSeq and is a predicted model, not a curated record. Bases 129 to 758 code for a protein of 209 amino acids. The transcript has 3 exons.